GACAAAUCAACAAAUAUCGACCAAAACACCAUCCAACCCAAAAAAGUCCAAAAAGCUAGCUAGGGUUAGAUACUGUGAACCCUUUUUAACUGAUGAUGAUGAUGAUGAUGAUGAUGAUUUAAAUCUUGUUACAAAAAAUUAAGAACUUGAUGAGAAAAGAAGACACUCUCAUGUGUGUAUGAGAGAUACAGAGAGAAGAUCUGUUUCUGUUUCAUUGCCCACCCAAAAACCAAACCCUAUUCUUUUGUCUCUCUCUCCUCUUCUUUCUCUCUCUAGAAUCGACCCAUAUGCAUACAUAUAUCACGAUUUUCGAAUUUGAUCGGUGAAAACGAACGAUUUCGAGAGAGAGACACAGAUGGCGGCGUACAGAGCCGACGAUGACUACGAUUACUUGUUCAAGGUGGUUCUGAUCGGGGACUCUGGUGUGGGAAAAUCGAAUCUCCUCUCUAGGUUCACAAGAAACGAGUUCAGCCUCGAAUCCAAAUCUACAAUCGGUGUUGAAUUCGCUACUCGGAGUAUUCGCGUCGAUGACAAGAUCGUCAAGGCCCAGAUUUGGGACACAGCUGGUCAAGAGAGAGCAGGAAAGCACUUGAUAUAGGGGAAGACCCUGCAGCCUUGCCUAAAGGGCAAACCAUUAAUGUGGGAAAGGACGAUGUAUCAGCUGUGAAAACAGUUGGUUGCUGCUCUGCAUAGCUGCUAGAGUAAAAGAUUUACGAGUGUGAUUGAAAAGCUUGCUUGCCUUGGAAUGUCAAGAACUCUACAUUGCAGCUCCUGGUUUCUUCGCCUCUCACUUUAUUGCUUGAUUUGUUCACUGAUAUGGUUUCAGUGGCUGUGAUUUUGGAGCUUUGUCGGAGACUUUCAGUUUGUAGUGUAUAAAGAGAAGUGGCAUACAAAUUCUCCUUUCAUACAAUGCCAGUUUUUCUUGUAAUAUGUACUUUGGUUGUUUCCUCAUCUGUAUUGUUUCAUUUGUCUACUCUGGUAGUUAGUGUUUGUAUCUGGUUUCUUGGUAAAAUUCUUGAAUCUUGUAUAACUUAUCAGGUGUUAUAAAUUUGUUUAUCAAAUUAUGCUUCUUUAAAAAUA
This is a messenger RNA of Camellia sinensis, 1080 nucleotides long. NCBI's taxonomy places the organism in Eukaryota, Viridiplantae, Streptophyta, Magnoliopsida, Ericales, Theaceae. The record is from RefSeq and is a predicted model, not a curated record.